Messenger RNA from Aspergillus alliaceus, 734 nucleotides. RefSeq names its product coiled-coil-helix-coiled-coil-helix domain-containing protein. Lineage: Eukaryota; Fungi; Ascomycota; Eurotiomycetes; Eurotiales; Aspergillaceae. The coding region runs from base 95 to 574 and encodes 159 amino acids. The transcript is spliced from 4 exons. Gene Ontology annotation, biological process: mitochondrial electron transport, NADH to ubiquinone. The record is from RefSeq and is a predicted model, not a curated record.
CUCGAAACUCCAGCAUCACCCGGACUCGUCCAUCAAAGGCCCUCCUCACUAUACGGUCUCUCAAUUCCCCUAUUCACCCUAACGAACAGACAAAAUGGCGCGCCGAGAACCUCAAUUCAACCAACAGGUCCUGGUGGACACCACGCCCAUGCCGGCGGAUAUUCCCAGUGUCCAGGAAAUCGGCGCGACCUCGGCCCCUUUGACCAGUGCGGCGUUCUUUAUCGGCGACAAGUGCAAGGCCUUCAAUGAUGACUACAUGAAGUGCAAGUCGGAGUCAAAUGGAAGGGGGGAGUUUGAUUGUCUGAAGGAGGGGCGGAAGGUGACUAGAUGCGCCGCUUCAGUAAUCAAAGAUAUCAACACCCACUGCCUUAAACAGUUCACCGCGCACUGGGAAUGUCUCGAGAACAAUAACCACCACCUGUGGGAGUGCCGGAAGCCCGAGAUGGAGUUGAACAAGUGUGUCUUCGACAAGCUGGGCCUCAAGAAGACGAUCCCCGGUGCCCCCGAGAACCAGACUCCAGUUCAUCUGCGUCCCAAGCAGAUUUAUGCCCAGUUCCCUGGUCCUCAGUAUUAGGUUUUGUUUUAUGUCUCUGGUCUGGUCUGGUUUGUGGACUGUUUGUAUGUGUACAUAUUAGCAUAGGAAUUGAGUGUCCUGGUUUCUCGGUCUACGGUUCUGGUUCAAUUUCGGAUACGGUAUUGGAAGGACCGGCGUAAUGUAGCAAUUACAACACGAC